This is a messenger RNA of Hylaeus anthracinus, 483 nucleotides long. RefSeq lists its product as uncharacterized. The record is from RefSeq and is a predicted model, not a curated record. The coding region runs from base 176 to 478 and encodes 100 amino acids. Lineage: Eukaryota; Metazoa; Arthropoda; Insecta; Hymenoptera; Colletidae. The transcript is spliced from 2 exons.
UCGUCGCGUGACGCCGAGCCGUGCGCAUCGAUCCGAGCGGUACACACACGGCGAGCAUUCGCGCCCCCGAACGAAAAUCAAUCCCGUCACCGCGUUGAAUUUUCUUGGCAGUCGAGAGCCAGCUCUCGCAUCGGUGAUUCCGAACGUCGUAAAACCGUCCAAGUUCCUUGGCGAUAUGUUGAGGAAAUUGCUGAGCAAGUCGGGCCGCAGAUUGCUGAGGGCAAUCAAGAAGCUGUCGACGAGGAGCCACAAGGCGAAGAAGUCGCGGAACUUGACCUCCUGGCACUCGGCCAUACCGGACCACGAGACGACGUCGUUGUCGUCGUGGUCCUUGCCGUCCCUGGACACGAAAAGUAUCGACACUUACAUGACGUACGUCGCGGAGAAUUCCGAGGACUGCUCGUCGACGUGUUGCUACUGCGACGAGUACGAGGAGAAUCAGAGGAACGAGAACAUCGAGAACGAGAUGAUAAUCUAACGCAU